Austrofundulus limnaeus is the source of this 2194-nucleotide messenger RNA. RefSeq names its product zinc finger protein 16 like (gene znf16l). Lineage: Eukaryota; Metazoa; Chordata; Actinopteri; Cyprinodontiformes; Rivulidae. Gene Ontology annotation, cellular component: nucleus. The record is from RefSeq and is a predicted model, not a curated record. Gene Ontology annotation, biological process: regulation of transcription by RNA polymerase II. Gene Ontology annotation, molecular function: DNA-binding transcription factor activity, RNA polymerase II-specific.
AAUUUUGCAUAUGUCCCCUUUAAUGGCAAUAACCGCAAUUAAAAGCAACAACAAAAAGAUAUAUGCUUUAAUGGAAAUAAUUAUACCAUAUUUUAAUUAAGUUGUUUCAGGUAUUUUCCACAGUUUCUGUAUUAUUUUUGUUCUUAUCUACAAACUAUCGAAACAAAAGCUUUUAUUUUGAAAAUUAUAUGACGUCACAACCGCCACCUCCAGUUUUUCUUUUAGCACCAUCAUAAUAUUAGCUUGCCGAGUAGCAGCGACCUAGCUGCCUAUCUGAAUGGUGUAAACCCUGGAGAUAUUAAUGAGUCGCAGAAGAAACCGAAGUCUGGCUGAAACGGGACCGUCUCCGGACCUCCACAAAAUUCUCAUGGAGUCCCCCGGUUCGGUGGGUCGAGCAGACGCUGAUUUCCUGGAGCUAGAAGCCGAAGAGGAGCUCUUCUGCUCGGUCAGUGACAUCACCGAGCACCUAGGCAGAAACAUCACGUUGGUUCUGGAGACAGCCUUGUCUGAAAUCCGGAAAAUGGUCAGCAUCCGUGUCCGAGUCCUGAAACUGGAACUACGUGAGAAAACCGAAGAGAUUGAAAAGUUAAAAGCACGGUUAGACAAAGUUCAGAGGGACGAGCGAGACCCUUUCCCCAGCUUAGAACCAUCAGAGCAGGGCUUCAGAAAACACGAUUUCACUUCCGGAUCCAAAACCAGUACCGAGCCUAGGAGAACAAAAGCUGUGUAUCCAAGUGUGAAAAAGGAAAACAUUGAUGCUAUUUGUGACUAUUUAAUGAAAGAUAAGAACUCCAGAGGUUCUGUUGAGAUGGACGGAGAACAGGCCAGUCUGUCCAGUGGUGAAAAUCAGGAUUCUGAAGAACUGGAACCACAUCCUCUCAACCUGUGGUCGGACAGUGGGAUGGCAGGCUCCGGGCCUGGAGACGGAACCGCAGAUGAUCUUUUUAAUAUGAUCCCAUCUGGCAGCAAACGGGUUUAUGACUACGAAUGGAUGGCCUGUUCAUCCGAGCUGAAAGCACCUGCUUUAAAGGAGCCUGAGUGUGAAAACACUCAAACCUGUGAGACCAAGGAUAAUGAAGAUGAGUUGUCCACAGAGGARGGGGUUGAGGUGGAGCAGACCCAGGGUCCUCUGUCACAUGUUCAUUCCUCCGAGUUCUCUGUUGAACUGCAGAGUUCCCCAGCUGGUGGUGGGCGCCCCCUGGACACKAACACAGACAAGCCUGAGGGGGGAGCACACCUCGACCCACUACCAGAACCAUCCGCCUCACAUGAAGGGCAGCCGUUUCCCAACCACACCUACAUCUGCUCACUCUGUGGAACCUUCUGUCCUGGCUCCAUGUUCCUGGAGGAACAUAUCAAACUCAUACAUCCAGACACUAACGAAACCCAAGCUUUCAAGGUCCUGCAGGGUACCUCCUCUGCUCUACUCGGCAUGAUGGAAAGUACUGAUUCUACAAGACCUGUCAGUGAGGACAGCCCGCAACCAGGUUCUGAUGUCAGCAUGGGUCGAACAUUGAGAAAGGAGAUUAAAAUUGAGGGUGGGUAUGAAUGCGGGGACUGUGGCCGCCAUUUUAAUUAUCUCGGAAACCUUCGUCAGCACCAGCGCAUUCAUACUGGAGAGAAACCCUUUGUGUGUCCAGAUUGUGGGGAGACAUUCCGCCAUGCAGCUCGUUUGAAAAGUCACAGGUUGGUCCACAGUGGAGCUCAGAGCCCAUUCCCCUGUCCACAGUGUGGGAAAGGCUUCUCAGUGCUGUCGGGGCUCAAAAGACACCAAAGAGUGCACACUGGAGAGAGUCCAUAUGCAUGUCCUCAGUGUGGUCGUUGCUUUAAAGAGCUAGGGAAUCUGUACACCCACCAGAGGAUCCACAGUGGGGCCACACCUUACUGCUGCCAGCAAUGUGGCCGCAGCUUCCGCCAUCUUGGCACGUUCAAGAGUCACCGCUGCAUGCCAGCACAGUAACCUGCCUGUACUGUAGUAGUCGCGGAUGAUCGAUACAGGUACUCUGAGACUUCAAAAGUUAGUCUGUGUGAAGAACCGGCCCUGUAGAAACAAGACCAGAGAUGCUGCUGAAGAGAAAACUCACCUCCACAGCGUACAAAGUCAAGAGUUCAUUGAGUUCCAGUGUUCAUUGUUGACCCUGUAGAGAGAGCCCUGUUGUUCCAGAGCUUUUAAUUAAAACAUGUAUAAUAUUAA